Messenger RNA from Homarus americanus (American lobster), 1251 nucleotides. RefSeq lists its product as uncharacterized. Lineage: Eukaryota; Metazoa; Arthropoda; Malacostraca; Decapoda; Nephropidae. The transcript has 2 exons. Bases 1 to 1251 code for a protein of 416 amino acids. The record is from RefSeq and is a predicted model, not a curated record.
AUGGCAUGGCGGGCAGCAGGUGGUGUAGAUGGCCAGCCACCUCUAUCAACUCUUGGCAACCUCACACAGCUCCUGGCCUCACACAACUCCUGGCCACCCCACACAACUUCUGGCCACCUCAGACAACUCUUGGCCACCUCACAAAACUCUGGCCACACACAACUUUGGCCAUCUCCACAACUCUGGCCACUGGCCACCUCACAUAACUCCUGGGCACCUCACGACUCCUGGCCACACAACUUCUGGCACCUAAUACAGCUCCUGGUCACCUCACACAACUCCUGGGCACCUCUAACAACUCUUGGCCACCUCACACGACUCCUGGCCACCUCACACAAUUUCUGGCCACCUAAUACAGCUCCGGGCCACCUCACACAACUCCUGGCCACCUCUAACAACUCUUGGCCACCUCACACAACUCCUGCCCACCACACACAACUUCUGGCCACCUCACACAACUCCAGGCCACCUCUCACAACUCAUGGACACCUCUCACAACUUCUGGACACCUCUCACAUCUCCUGGACACCUCUCACAACUCCUGGACACCUCUCACAACUCCUGGACACCUCUCACAUCUCCUGGCCACCUUACACAUAUCCUGGCCACCUCUCACAACUCCUGGACACCUCUCACAUCUCCCUGGACACCUCUCACAUCUCACAGCCACCUUACACAUCUCUGGCACCUCUCACAACUCCUGGACACCUCUCACAGCUCCUGGACACCUCUCACAUCUCCUGCCACAUCUCCUGGCCACCUCUCACAGCACUCCUGGACACCUCUCACAACUCCUGGACACCUCUCACAUCUCCUGGACACCUCUCUCACAUCUCCUGGCCACCUUACACAUCUCCUGGCCACCUCUCCCACAACUCCUGGACAUCUCACAUCUCUGGACAGCACCUCUCACAUCUCCCGGCCACCUUACACAUCUCCUGGCCACCUCUCACAACUCCUGGACGCCUCUCAUAUCUCUGGACACAUCUCCACAUCUCCCUGGCCACCUCUCACAACUCCUGGACACCUCUCCACAGCUCCUGGACACCUCUCCACAUCUCCCUGGACACACGCACAUCUCUGGCCACCUUACACAUCUCCUGUGCACCUCUCACAACUCCUGGACACCUCUCACAUCUCCUGGCCACCUCACGCUCCCCGGCCUCACACUGCUCCCAGCCACCUCUUUACAAACAGCUAAGCCAAUACACCAUUCCCUUUUCUGUGAGGGAUAUUUUUAAUGGGGCAUAA